UUCUUUAUAAGAAAAAAAAGAAAUCGAAAAAUAUCUCCCCCGUUCGUAUCUCUCUCUCCCUUCACCUAAAGCGAGGCGCCGUCGGCUUCUGCUCCUUACCUCGCGCCUUCCUCGCGCGGCGCGCCUCGCCCUCGCCCUCUCCCUCUCCCUCUCUCCUCCCCCACCCUUCCUCUCCCUCCAUCUCUCCGCGGCAGUUCGAGCUUGGCGGGGGAACCGUACCCGGCAAGCGCGCGGACGCCCCCCCGGGUGGGGGCGACAGCCAGCGGCGCGAUGCCCGCGUGGUGGCCCCGCAGCAAGCUGAGGUCUAGGUCGAAGGCCAAGCCGGGCGCAGGGUCCGUCUCCGCAGCUUCGUCCCCGCGCAAGUCCGCGGACCUCGAGUCGCCCUCCCCGUCCCCGUCGCCGACGCCGACGCCGCGGGACAGGAAGGCGCACAGCCUCGACUUCCCCGGCGCGGCCGCCGCGCGCGGCCGGCCAGCCGGCGCCGCGCCGGGGCAUGGGUCGGUAGGGUACAAGCUCCCGACGCCGGUGGAGGCGGUGGAGCCUGUCGGGACUCUGUACGAGGUGGUGCUGGCGGCGGCGGCGGCCGCCGCUGCCGGUGACGGCUGCUCGUCCGCGGAGGAGUCUAGCGUGUGCUCGGCCGCGUCGUUGGACGAGCCGCACUACCAACAUGGGUUUAGGUGAGUGACUCGUCGCGGAAUGGUUGGUGCCUUAAUAUGGCCCAAUCAUCAGUUCCGAAUUUGCCGCAGCCUGGUUGUCACUAGAAUUUCCCCAUUUGGCUGCAAUAACUACAAUUGAAUUGCCUGGUGCUCUGAUCAAAUUUGGGGGGAGUCGAGUGCCUAGAGAUAGGUUGAUCUGCAGGUUUGCUUUAUUGUCUUCCCCUCAAUUUGGUGUGCGACGUAUUUAGGGGGUUUGAGUCAAGGGCAGAGUUAGAGUGAACUGUGAGGAUUCAUCACACCAAAUGCACCAGUUGACCUUUUUUUAGGUCGUUCCAGUUCGACAAUCCUGGUCAUCUCUUCCUCUCCCUCUCCCUCUCGCUUUGGUAAACAUAGAAUGAGGACUGGAGAGAUCAGGGCUUCAGGAGACCAAGGCGUGUGAAUUGUUGACAAAAAUAAUAAAAGUACAAUUACAGUAAUAACGAGUGAACAGCCAUGUCUUCACUGCAUCAUCUGUUCGAAACCAGAGCUAUCAACCUUUGAGUGCAGGUUAACGGUUUUCUUUUGGGUGAUUCCCUGUUUAUCCUUGCAGGAUAUAAUGCACAUGGGCCCAUGGAUCCGGCUGCUUUUGCGAGGGAAAGAAAUAUGCCUUCUGAUUCAGAUAGGAUCUUAAAUGAAGACAAGUGUUUCAUGUCUUGUAGUAUGCCACGGGAGCAUCAGAAGUUCUUUGAUGUUCCUGCGGCUAGUGUUAGAGAACUUCAUUUGCAAAGUGAUGCACCUUCAACGAGUGAAGCCAAUUGUUCACGUGGAAGAAUGAUAUCUGGAGAUCUUUUUGCUCCAAGAACAAGGAGUCUCUCUCCUAUCCCAAAAGGCCAUGCAUUCGCUGUGAGCAAUGGAAAUUCUAGAGAAUUUGGUUUCAGCCCGAGGUCACCAGUAAGAAAGAUGGAUGGUUUGAGGAGCCCACCACAUCCCUUGCCUCUUCCUCCAGCUUCUGGUGCAUGCUCGCCUCUUCAUCCAGCUUCUGGUGCAUGCUCGCCUCUUCAUCCAGCUUCUGGUGCUUGCUCACCUCUUCUUCCAACCCACAGUUUUUGCUCGCCUCUUCCUUCGUCUCCCAGUUCCUGCCCACCUCUUCCUGCAUCUCCCACUAACUGCUCACAGUCCCAGUCACAAUGGAAGAAAGGGAAAUUGCUAGGGAGUGGUACAUUUGGUCAGGUUUACCUUGGAUUUAACAGUGAAAAUGGGCAGUUUUGUGCGAUUAAGGAGGUUCAAGUUAUUAUGGAUGAUCCACAUUCGAAGGAACGACUCAAACAAUUAAACCAGGAAAUAGAUAUGCUUAGACAACUCUCCCACCCAAACAUAGUGCAGUACCAUGGAAGUGAGCUGAGUGAUGAAUCACUUUCCAUUUGUCUUGAGUAUGUUUCGGGGGGUUCAAUCCACAAAUUAUUAAGAGAAUAUGGCUCUUUUAAGGAACCUGUGAUUCGUAAUUACACUGGGCAAAUUCUUGCUGGCCUUGCCUACUUACAUGGGCGGAACACUGUCCACAGAGAUAUCAAAGGAGCAAACAUACUCGUGGGUCCUAAUGGUGAAGUCAAGCUGGCUGACUUUGGCAUGGCUAAGCAUAUAUCAUCUUUUGCUGAAAUACGUUCUUUCAAAGGAAGUCCUUACUGGAUGGCUCCUGAGGUUAUAAUGAACUGUAAAGGCUACAGUUUAUCAGUGGACAUAUGGAGUCUGGGCUGUACCAUUAUUGAAAUGGCGACGGCAAGACCUCCUUGGCACCAAUACGAGGGGGUAGCAGCAAUAUUUAAGAUCGCAAACAGUAAAGAUAUACCUGAAAUCCCAGACAGUUUCUCAGAGGAAGGGAAAAGUUUCUUGCAGCUUUGCUUGAAACGUAACCCUGCAUCUCGUGCUUCUGCAGUCCAGCUGAUGGAUCAUCCUUUUGUUCAGGAUCACCCUGCAGUGAGAGCUGCAAAAUCCAGUGUAUUGAGAAACACACCAUCUUCUCCAGCAGAUGGCAGACACACAAUGUCCAACAGGGAGUUGCCAUCUCGGAAAAUUAUAACUCCUCUGAAGGAUAUUGGACUGGGCAUGAGAGAUUUUACUGGAUUUUCCACUACUGUUCCUUCACCACACAGCAGUCCUAUUCCUGGAAGAGCAAACAUGUCUACGCCAGUUUCACCAUGCUCAAGCCCGCUGCGGCAGUUUAAGCAAUCCAAUGUGAGGGGCAUGCGUUCUCCACCUCAUCCAAUGCUCUCCCCUGGUCUUGGCAACACAGUAAGUUACACCCAAAAUCAGACAAGACGCAAUCCAGCUCCUGCCAUUUCAGAUCCUUGGAUGGAUGUUGGCCAGAUGAAACUCCAAAGCCCCAAUAUUUCCCCCAGAAGGUUCUGAGAACGAUUUAAAUAUAAAAAAAGAGAAUCAUGGGCGCAAUAUAUCCAUGACAAGUUAGUUAUUAAGAGAUGUUCAGUAAGGAACUUGUUUGUGUAGUUACUACAAUACGACACUCACCAGAGAUUCAGUACAGCGAAAUGGGGCUCUUGAGAAUUUGUAACAGGAAGUUCUGUAUAUCCUUAGGUUUUAAGGUUUGUUGUCGCCCUUGCUAUAUGUAGUUAUACGUGUACACGUCCUGAUGUAAAGGUUCACAAAAAAUCUUACAGAUGACCACGGGAUGUAAAUUCGAAAGUUUGUGCAAACUGGUAUUUCUGUGUAGUAGUUAGGACUUCCAUGGCAGAAGUAACUAUGCACUUCCGAUUGAAUCGAGUACAAUGUCCAGUUUCAUUUCCA
This is a messenger RNA of Zea mays, 3434 nucleotides long. Its product is annotated as Putative MAPKKK family protein kinase. The coding region runs from base 1266 to 3041 and encodes 591 amino acids. NCBI's taxonomy places the organism in Eukaryota, Viridiplantae, Streptophyta, Magnoliopsida, Poales, Poaceae. The transcript is spliced from 11 exons. The record is from RefSeq and is a predicted model, not a curated record. Gene Ontology annotation, biological process: protein phosphorylation; MAPK cascade. Gene Ontology annotation, cellular component: cytoplasm. Gene Ontology annotation, molecular function: MAP kinase kinase kinase activity; ATP binding.